AUGCUGAGCAAGGGUCUGAAGCGCAAGCGGGAGGAGGAGGAGGAGGAGAAGGAAGCCCUGACGGUUGAUGCCUGGUGGCUAGAUCCCAGCCUCCCAGCAGUGGCACAGGCACCCCCAGCCGUGGCCUCCAACUCCCUCUUUGACCUCUCGGUGCUCAAGCUUCACCACAGCCUGCGGCAGAGUGAGCCCGACCUGCGGCACCUGGUGCUGGUGGUGAACACACUGCGGCGCAUCCAGGCAUCCAUGGCACCCACGGCUGCCCUGCCACCUGUGCCCAACCCACCCGCAGCCCCCAAUGUGGCUGACAACUUGCUGGCUAGCUCAGACGCUGCCCUCUCAGCCUCCAUGGCCAGCCUCUUGGAGGACCUCAGCCACAUCGAGGGCCUAAGCCAGGCUCCCCAACCCCUGGCGGACGAGGGGCCACCAGGCCGCCCCAUUGGGGGAGCCCCACCCAGCCUGGGUGCCUUGGACCUGCUGGGCCCUGCCACUGGCUGUCUAUUGGACGAUGGGCUUGAGGGCCUGUUUGAGGACAUUGACACCUCCAUGUAUGACAGUGAACUUUGGGCUCCAGCCUCUGAGGGCCUCAAACCUGGCCCUGAGGAUGGGCCAGGCAAGGAAGAAGCUCCAGAGCUGGACGAAGCCGAGCUGGACUACCUCAUGGAUGUUCUGGUGGGCACACAGGCAUUGGAGCGGUCGCCGGGGCCUGGGCGCUGACCUCUAGGGCGGAGAUGGUUGUCUAGUGUCUGAACUGAGCCUGGUGACUGGACAACUCUCCUUGGAAAGACACAUCUGGCUUCCCUAGUACAGAGAGUGGCUUGGGCCACUUUGGAGAGAUAGAAUCCAGUCCUGGGCAACUUCACAUCCGUCCUGUUGUCUUGAGGCUGGUGGGGGAGUCUGGGAUUAGACCCUAGCGAUGGAAUGACAGGGUCUGAUGACUGGAACAUGAUUGAGCCAGGCCCCCUGCUGGACUGAAUCUGCUGGAGCCAUAGCCUGGGCAUUUCUUCCCUGAUAGGGGAAGAGACCCCAACCAGUUUUUUCAAAUUAAAACCAAUCCUGGGAAAUCUCAA
Galeopterus variegatus (Sunda flying lemur) is the source of this 1067-nucleotide messenger RNA. Its product is annotated as SERTA domain-containing protein 1. Gene Ontology annotation, cellular component: nucleus. The transcript has a single exon. Bases 1 to 714 code for a protein of 237 amino acids. Gene Ontology annotation, molecular function: transcription regulator activity. The record is from RefSeq and is a predicted model, not a curated record. Lineage: Eukaryota; Metazoa; Chordata; Mammalia; Dermoptera; Cynocephalidae.